This is a messenger RNA of Orbilia oligospora ATCC 24927, 339 nucleotides long. RefSeq lists its product as uncharacterized. NCBI's taxonomy places the organism in Eukaryota, Fungi, Ascomycota, Orbiliomycetes, Orbiliales, Orbiliaceae. Gene Ontology annotation, biological process: protein insertion into ER membrane. Gene Ontology annotation, cellular component: endoplasmic reticulum membrane. Bases 1 to 339 code for a protein of 112 amino acids. The transcript has 9 exons. Gene Ontology annotation, molecular function: protein folding chaperone. The record is from RefSeq and is a predicted model, not a curated record.
AUGUCGAACAAGAAGGAUAUGAGGCGACCGGACCUUAUCGUGCCCUACACGGCACCUCCACCACCCGCUCCCGAAGCAUCGGCGGAUAUCAGCUCGACAAUGGCCUCGACAAUGCCAAUGGCUGCCAUGUUCUUGCGCAACCGAACGAUUGCAUGGGCUUCGAUGUCCUUCGCCGUACAGACCUGGCUGUCCGAGACCCCUGCACAGAAAGCCGCAGGAAAGCAGCCUGCCCUCUUCAGCGUCCUCUUUGCCUUAAUCUCGAUUGUAGUGUCGUACAUGCCAGGUGCCCCAAGGCCAGUUCCGACCGGCACCGGAGCCCCAGCACCCCAGCCUGCUUAG